This is a messenger RNA of Aphanomyces astaci, 1613 nucleotides long. RefSeq lists its product as hypothetical. The record is from RefSeq and is a predicted model, not a curated record. Gene Ontology annotation, cellular component: cis-Golgi network; Golgi apparatus; endoplasmic reticulum-Golgi intermediate compartment. Gene Ontology annotation, molecular function: antiporter activity. Gene Ontology annotation, biological process: UDP-glucose transmembrane transport. The transcript has 2 exons. Lineage: Eukaryota; Oomycota; Saprolegniomycetes; Saprolegniales; Verrucalvaceae. Bases 11 to 955 code for a protein of 314 amino acids.
CCGGGAUAUUAUGACCCAUUUGCGUAUUACAUUUUCCCACAGGUUUGUUCGAGGUUUGUUCGAAGCAAACCAUCCUGGCACCACCGCAAGGGGGAUGUCGCGCCGCAUCUCGACGUUGGAGUGGCUGGACCAAGCUCUGAAUGAGACAGAGAUAUCUGCGACAAUCCCUCAACCAAAGCCAACGUCUCCUGCACAGCAAGCUGCUAUGUCCAUGUCGUUGUUGUACCUGUGCCUUGGUCUGUCGUUCGUCGCCGUGGUCCUCGUGUUCCUCAAACUGUGGCUGCGGAUGCGGUCAAUGCAGCCACCAUCGACGAAACAGCGCGUGACGCAUCUGCUGGAUGUCGCGAUCUGCAUCCUCGGGUGGUAUGCCAUGAGCAUCAGCAUGACGUUGUUCAACAAAUGGUUUGUCAAAGUCUGGCACGGCGGGUUUCCGUUCGUGUUCACGAUGGGCGCGAUCCACAUGUCCAUCAAAGCUCUACUGACCCGUGCCAUGCUGUGGCGGCAUCCCACGGCCAUUGCUGCGAUUUCCCCGCACAACUACUGGAGACUUUGUGUCCCCAUCGGACUCUUCACCGGGGCCGACAUCGUCAUGUCCAACAUGUCCCUUCGAUACAUCACCGUGUCCUUCUUCACCAUCGUCAAGUCUGGCGGCAACGUGUGGAACCUGCUCUUCUCGAUCGCCCUGGGGCUGCAACACCUGUCCCCGUCGCUGUUCAUCGUCGUGGUCGUCAUCUGCGUCGGCAUCGGCCUUGCCAGCUACGGCACGAUCCACUUUGUCGUCAUCGGGUUUGUGUUGGUGCUCUCCGCGUCCAUCCUCGGAACGCUGUGGUGGGUCCUCACGCAGUUCCUCAUGCAGCAGAUGGAUCCCCGCCAAAACAAGUGCGUGUCCAAGGACCUACAUUCUGCCGUGGCACUCGAACCUACAUUCCGAAUCCUCUCGACCCAACAUUCUUGACCAUACAUAUUCGGUAGGUCGUUGGCCGUGGUGUUUCACAUCGCGCCUGUGAGCGCGCUAUCGCUGGUUCCCAUCGCUCUUGUUGUGGAUGGCGCUGGCUUGACGUCGUCCGUGUUUGCACGGGACAUGACAUUGUGGAUGGAAUGCCUGGUGUUCCUCACCACCGGCGGCUUCCUGUCGUUUUUGCUCAUCUACGUCGAAGUGGAACUCGUGAAAUCGACGUCGGCGCUGUCGCUCGGCAUCGCGGGGAACCUCAAGGACGUAAUGCAGAUCCUCAUGGCGAUGUUGGUGUUCCAAGACCACUUGAGUGCUGUGAAUGGCGCGGGGUUGGCCCUCGCCACAGUCGGCCUCAUGUGGUACUCGUAUCUCAAGACCACCACAACCGCGACCACGACGACCACGGAGUAUGCGUCUGUAGUCCAACAAGAUGGUGACGAAGACGAGAUUGGCAUCCAGUCCAGGACAAGCUGGCCACACGACACGACGAAGCAAUUGGAUCACCACGCUUAGUCGGCGCUACUACGUCGAUUAGACUCACAGUGGUACAAAUUGAAUAAGGUAUUUCCCAAGGGGCUAGUCUGCGAACAUUCCCGUCCAUGCUUUUUGAAGUAUCCACGCAAAUACGACUCCUGAUUGGCUAAAACGAGAAUUUUUCCGG